AGUGAUCGGAGUUGGGGCGGCCGAGACCCGCCGCCGGCUCGCCACUCCUGGGUCUGCGCUCGGUAGCAUAGCCAGGAAAGCUGCGAUCGCGAGGAAGUGAGUUCGUCCGCGGAACCACUGCGCCCACCGAACGCUCAGUGAGUGAUCACGACUUUGCAAGCAGAGCGGGGCGAGUGAGCGGCCCGAGAGGGUGCAGGAGUCUCUUGCCCCAGCGUGCCCGGGAGCGAGCUGGUGAGGAGGGCUCCCGGGGGAGGCCAGACAGCGGGUGCGCGCGCCCUUAAAGAAACUUUCCUUGCCUCUGGCCGCGGGGAGGCGCGGGUGUCCCCCGCUUGCCCGCGCGCUGUCGCGGCCCCAAAACUUGUACGCGCAGCCCAAACUAACCUCGUGCGAAGUGACGGACUGUUCUAUGACUGCAAAGAUGGAAACGACCUUCUACGACGAUGCCCUCAACGCCUCCUUCCUCCCGUCUGAGAACGGCGCCUACGGCUACAGUAACCCCAAGAUCCUGAAGCAGAGCAUGACCCUGAACCUGGCCGACCCGGUGGGCAGCCUGAAGCCGCACCUCCGCGCCAAGAACUCGGACCUGCUCACUUCGCCCGACGUGGGGCUGCUCAAGCUGGCUUCGCCCGAGCUGGAGCGUCUGAUCAUCCAGUCCAGCAACGGGCACAUCACCACCACGCCGACCCCCACCCAGUUCCUGUGCCCCAAGAACGUGACGGAUGAGCAGGAGGGCUUUGCCGAGGGCUUCGUGCGCGCUCUGGCCGAACUGCACAGCCAGAACACGCUGCCCAGCGUCACGUCCGCGGCACAGCCGGUCAGUGGGGCGGGCAUGGUGGCCCCGGCCGUGGCCUCCGUGGCCGGCGGCAACGGCGGCUUCAGCGCCAGCCUGCACAGCGAACCUCCGGUCUACGCCAACCUUAGCAACUUCAACCCGGGCGCGUUGAGCAGCGGUGGCGGGGCGCCCUCCUAUGGCGCGGGUGGCCUGGCCUUUCCCGCGCAGCCCCAACAGCAGCCCCAGCCGCCGCACCAUCUUCCCCAGCAGAUCCCGGUGCAGCACCCACGGCUGCAGGCCCUGAAGGAGGAACCGCAGACGGUCCCCGAGAUGCCCGGGGAGACGCCGCCCCUGUCUCCCAUCGACAUGGAGUCACAGGAACGGAUCAAGGCGGAGAGGAAGCGCAUGAGGAACCGCAUAGCUGCCUCCAAAUGCCGGAAAAGGAAGCUGGAGAGGAUCGCCCGGCUGGAGGAAAAAGUGAAAACCUUGAAAGCGCAGAACUCGGAGCUGGCGUCCACCGCCAACAUGCUCAGGGAACAGGUGGCACAGCUUAAACAGAAAGUCAUGAACCACGUUAAUAGUGGGUGCCAGCUCAUGCUAACACAGCAGUUGCAAACGUUUUGAAGAGAGACUGUCGGGGGUCGAGGGGAAACGGAGA
Molecule: messenger RNA, 1430 nt
Organism: Elephantulus edwardii (Cape elephant shrew)
Lineage: Eukaryota; Metazoa; Chordata; Mammalia; Macroscelidea; Macroscelididae
Gene: JUN
Product: jun proto-oncogene
Exons: 1
Coding region: 407-1396 (329 amino acids)
Biological process (GO): regulation of cell cycle; regulation of cell population proliferation; regulation of transcription by RNA polymerase II
Cellular component (GO): transcription regulator complex
Molecular function (GO): DNA-binding transcription factor activity, RNA polymerase II-specific; transcription factor binding; RNA polymerase II cis-regulatory region sequence-specific DNA binding
Source: RefSeq, a predicted model, not a curated record